Messenger RNA from Didymodactylos carnosus, 1779 nucleotides. Lineage: Eukaryota; Metazoa; Rotifera; Eurotatoria; Philodinida; Philodinidae. The record is from the annotation of a GenBank genome assembly.
AUGUCAAGUGGAUCAGCAGCAGAUAAAAUAGAAAGUAAUCAAGAAGAAUUACAAGCAAAUGUACAUCGCAUUGAUUCAUUAAACUUAUUAUUGUUUACUGGACUAUUAGUCACCGUUGUAUUAACAAUUUGGGCAUUUAAACGAAGAAAUUUUAGAUAUAUACACGAAACAUGUCUUGCAUUAAUUUAUGGUUUUAUCAUUGGUGCCAUUAUCCGUUAUACAAACACGUCUAAAUCAAAACAUAUGAAGUUUAGUUUACCUAUGAAUACCACAUUUCAAUCAAAAACAAUUCCAAAUACAAUUUAUUUUGAAGAUCAAAAUACAUCAGCAAUUUAUUUAUAUUCAUUUAAAGGACCCUAUCAAAAAGAUACAUUACCUACCAAUGAAGAAAGAGCCAUAUUUGAUGCUGAAAUAUUUUUUAAUAUUAUAUUACCACCAAUUAUAUUUCACGCUGGAUAUAGCAUGAAAAGGAGACAUUUUUUUCGAAAUCUGGGAGCAAUAUUGAUAUUUGCCCUAUUAGGAACAACAAUUGCGUGUGUAUUGACCGGAAGUAUUAUCUAUGGAGCUGUUCAUUUUUUCAAAGAUUUAAAUUAUUUUUCCUUUACUGAUUCGUUAUAUUUUGGUGCAAUUAUAUCGGCAACAGAUCCGGUAACGGUUCUUGCCAUAUUUAAUGAUUUGAAUGUUGAUGUUGAUUUGUACGCUAUUAUAUUUGGUGAAAGUGUAUUAAAUGAUGCUGUUUGUCUUGUACUUGCUAGUUCAAUUGAUAAAUACGCUGCUGGUGCCGUAGUAGGAAAAUUUGAUCAAGCUGUUAUGUUAAAAUCAUUAGGACAUUUUUUCUUUGUAUUUAUUGGUUCAUUUGCAAUUGGUAGUGGUAUGGGUUGUCUAACAGCAUUGAUGACAAAAUUUACCUAUAUUAGAGAUUUUCCAUUAUUAGAAACAGCCUUAUUUCUUCUAAUGUCUUAUAGUACAUUCUUAGCAUCGGAAGCAGCUGGUUUAACAGGCAUUGUUGCUGUAUUAUUUUGUGGAAUAUUUCAAGCACACUACACCUACAAUAAUUUAUCAUCUGAUUCAAAACAGAGAACUCGAGAUUUAUUUGAUUUAUUUAGUUUUCUUGCAGAAAAUUUUAUUUUUGUUUACAUUGGAGUUACAAUGUUCACGUUUCGUAAUCAUCGUUGGGAUGUAAAAUUUAUUAUACCAGCAAUUAUUGCAAUUGCUGUUGCAAGGAUAGUGAUCGUUGUUUUACUAUCAUUUUUAUUAAAUUUUACAAGAAAAAAGUCAAUUAGUUGGAGAUGGCAAUUUAUUAUUAUAUUUGCUGGUCUUCGCGGUGCUGUAGCGUUUGCUUUAGCAAUUCGCAAUGUUUCUACGGGUGCGAGAUCACUCAUGUAUACUACAACAUCAGUAAUUGUUAUUUUAACUGUGAUGUUCAACGGGACUCUUACGGCUCCGGUUUUAAGAUGGCUUAAAAUUCGUAUGAACGUGACAGAUGAAAGUGAGCAGUUGCCAAGUUUGGAGGGCACCGAACAGUAUCGAGUAUCUAACAACAGUCGUUCAUCUGAAAAUGAUAUCGCUUUGUUAAGCGAUAUGGAUAAUGAUUCUUCGUUUGUUAAUUUAUUAGAUCAGGAAAUGUCGAAUAAUGAACAAACGCUACGUCAACCACCGCUAACAUCACAAUCUUGGCUGUUUAAUACAUGGUCCCAUUUUGAUCGAAUGUUCGUUGUUAUUUUUAUAUUAUUGACAAAAGAUUUUUUUUACAUAAGUCAUGUUUUUUUUUCUUUGUAG